This is a messenger RNA of Micropterus dolomieu (smallmouth bass), 502 nucleotides long. Its product is annotated as dihydropyrimidinase-like. Gene Ontology annotation, cellular component: cytosol. Gene Ontology annotation, biological process: pyrimidine nucleobase catabolic process. The transcript is spliced from 2 exons. Lineage: Eukaryota; Metazoa; Chordata; Actinopteri; Centrarchiformes; Centrarchidae. The record is from RefSeq and is a predicted model, not a curated record. Gene Ontology annotation, molecular function: dihydropyrimidinase activity. Bases 47 to 487 code for a protein of 146 amino acids.
CUUUAGUACAGUUUAUUAAACCCUCUCUCAGUUGCGUGCAGCAAGAAUGGCAGAGCCCAGCGGGAUAUUGAUAAAAGGAGGUAAAGUUGUGAAUGAGGACUGCUCCGUGUUCAGCGACGUCUACAUCGAAAAUGGGAAAAUAAUUGAAGUUGGACGGAAUCUGCAGAUCCCAGCAGGAGUGCUUGUUAUUGAUGCCACCGAUAAACUGGUGAUCCCGGGCGGCAUCGACGCGCACACACACAUGGAGCUGGCGUUCAUGGGCACCACGUCUGUGGACGACUUCUAUAUCGGAACCAAGGCUGCUCUAGCAGGAGGGACGACAAUGAUCCUGGACUUUGUCAUUCCCCAAAAAGGCAAGUCUCUCCUGGAAGCUUAUGACUGUUGGCGUAAGACAGCUGACCCCAAAGUUUGCUGCGACUACUCGCUGCAUGUCGCCGUCACAUGGUGGAGUGAUAAGGUGAAUGAGUUCAUAAAUCAUUGUUAUUAAAUAAACUUUUUUUGC